AGGAAGAGGGCGUGGCUAAACCCGCGGGAGUGGGAGAGGCCACGUGGGGCGGGGCAGGCUGGUGGCAGGGGGGCCGUUCGGCGCUGCUGCAGGAUGGCCACUGAAGCAGGAGACGGACAGCAGCAGCGAGAGCACUGUCGGACCCAGCAGAAAUCCUGCUUCAUCCUAGGUGCCUCAGGGGAGACUGGCCGAGUACUUCUGAGGGAGCUGUUGGCACAGCAGCUCUUUGCCAGGGUCACGCUGAUUGGACGCAGGAAGCUGAGCCCGGAGGAGGAAGAACUCUGCAUACAUGUGAACCAAGAGGUGGUCGACUUUGAGAAGUUGGACGAAUAUGCCUCAGCAUUUCAAGGCCACGAUGUUGGGUUCUGCUGCUUGGGAACCACCAAAGCCAAGGCUGGAGCGGAUGGUUUUGUCCGUGUGGACCGGGACUAUGUCAUUCAGGCCGCGCAACUGGCAUACACUGGUGGCUGCAAACACUUCCUCCUGCAAUCCUCCCAGGGUGCUGACAAGGGCAGCAGCUUACUCUAUCUCAGAGUGAAGGGUGAAGUGGAAGCCAAGGUCCAAGAAAUAGGUUUUGAUCACUUCACUGUCCUCCGGCCAGGGGUGCUGCUUUGUGCACGCCGGGAGUCCCGUCCUACUGAGUGGAUAGCCCAGAAGGUGCUGGGUGCUAUGGCACGCAUGUUCCCAACUGCUUAUUCUGUUCCUGUGGCAACAGUGGCCAGGGCGAUGGUAGCCAGUGUGCUGAUGCCAGAUGGUGGUGGGACAGUGCAGGUUCUGGAAAACAAGGCCAUCCAUGCCUUAGGGGUGCCAGUGGCAGAGCCAGGCAAAGGCAGCACAAAGCAGGGACAGGAUUCUGCUUAAUCCCACCAGGUUUUCCCUGUCUGGGCCAAGGCCAAGGGUGGGCUGAUACACUGAUGCUGUGGUACCACUACUGCUGAGAUGAACUUCAUGUGUAGAAACUUUUUCCCCCCAAGUGCUCUGAUUUCCACAUACUGGCUUGGAUUGUUUUGAGAGUUGGCAGGGCCCCAUACUAGCCUGAGGCAGGGGUAGUGGUAAAAACCUGGAGCCAUAUAUCUGAGAAGGUUCUGAAUUACAGUCCCCAGGUAAACUAGUGUGUUUCCAAUUAAGGGACUUUUUAAAUACCCCUUUUUUGUUGGGGAGUAAAAUAAGCCAAAUCUGUUGCUCUGAUCUGCUCCAAAUAAGUCUGAUCUGAGAUUGCAUCUUGGACAAAUUGGCUGAGGUUCUAGUUAGCUCUGCAAUGUGGCUUAAGUAGGCAGGGCAUUAGAAACAAUGAUUUGUGCACGUCACAAGGCUGGUGUUGCAGAUUCUAUAAGAACACAUAGAGGUUCCCACUAAAGCAGUCACUGGGGAACUGAGGGCUGUGUGCUGUAGCUAAUGGCAACUGAGCAGUACCCAGGACUUGUAAAUUCAAUCUGCCCUCAGCAGAUCUCAGAGAGUCUCUUUAUGAUUGUGGACAGACAAAAGUGAACACACAAUGCACUCUAUUUAUAUGCAUCUUGGAUAGGAAUUGGCUUAACUGCCUAACAUGGUGCUGGUCCCAACUUCUUGCUUAUUGUUUACAUUGUACAUGCUCAGGUUAUUUGCAUUUUUGGUUAAAGGCAUAAAUUGCUCCAUGGUCAGCCCCAUGGCCUACUCUGUAAUUUAACCAUACUCUGUUUACUUGCAUGCUAAUUGUACCUGUCUGCUUUCUAACUAAUGAUACUCUAUUUAACCGAAGCAGAAACAGUAAAGGGAAACAGCUAUUGUAGGGCUGCUAUUAGAAGCCUGGCAAGGAACAGAGCAGGUCAGUGUCAUGGCUGCUCUCUCCCCUUAUUUUUCAAGGUUUCUAGUAGUUAGUUUCAGGACUGCCAUUAAUAGCCAUGUAAAUGAAGGGAGGUAGUCAGUUUUUGGGGACUGCUAAUACCACAGCUGACAGCAGCAGGUACUUAAUGACCACUGUUUACAGGGCUUCAGUGCUGUGGCAUUAGCACCCCAAGAACUGACUAUCUGCCCUCCAUUUUCAGGGCUUCUUGUAGGCAAAUCCAGGGCUGCAUUCAGGCUACACAAGAGUGAUAGAGGAGGUAAUCUGUAACCAAGGGAAGGCAGCAUAAUGAAUGCCAAUCAAUUUAGCUUUAUGGAAAACAGGUUAUAUUAAGCUGAGUACAGUUUGUGAUGAUGAGAUCACAGAUUGGCCCAUCAUUUUCCAUUGUCUAGUAUAACAUUGUGAUUGUAAAACCAUUACCAGUGGAAAGUGUCAUUACAACCUGUGUUACAUGGAUUAAAAACUGGUUAACUUAUACAUCU
Molecule: messenger RNA, 2304 nt
Organism: Alligator sinensis (Chinese alligator)
Lineage: Eukaryota; Metazoa; Chordata; Crocodylia; Alligatoridae
Gene: HTATIP2
Product: HIV-1 Tat interactive protein 2
Exons: 6
Coding region: 94-861 (255 amino acids)
Biological process (GO): import into nucleus
Cellular component (GO): cytoplasm
Source: RefSeq, a predicted model, not a curated record